Centruroides sculpturatus (bark scorpion) is the source of this 1423-nucleotide messenger RNA. RefSeq lists its product as uncharacterized. The record is from RefSeq and is a predicted model, not a curated record. The coding region runs from base 313 to 768 and encodes 151 amino acids. The transcript is spliced from 2 exons. NCBI's taxonomy places the organism in Eukaryota, Metazoa, Arthropoda, Arachnida, Scorpiones, Buthidae.
GAAUAGACCUACGAAAAAUAAAAUCCCCGUAGACAUGCAGUAAUCACAGAGAUUAUUUCUCACCAUAUAAAACACGCAAUUAUAAUAAUACCGUCUAGACUUUAAUGACGUCAGUUUUAAUGACGGUAAUCAUUCUGAAAUUUCAUCCUUAGCUUUGGCUGUAUUCCAAAACUUAUCGGUGACUCUGCGUGGGAAGAACACAAUGAAUAAUUAAAACUCCGAUGAGUAUCACACAUGUUCAGUGCACGCUAAUCAAUGUUUACAAUUUGUUGAUAUAUAACUCAACGUAACUCAUAUUGAUCAAACGCGAUCAUGUAUAGGCUUACUACUUACUCUUCCUUCAUUAUAUAUCUAUGUUUCAUUGUUUAUUCCAACGAACAAAACGUUACGGAAUCUGAAGUUCCAGUACCGACAAGAAUAAUAUUAGAUGAAUCUGAAAUGGCGAGUUUAAGGGAUCAAGCUAUGGCUAACGCUUCCAUAAGUCUAUCAAAUACGAGUCUGUCGGAUUUGCAAAACGAUAACGAUACGAUAAGAUUGCAUCAACAGUAUAGAGAAAGGAAUCGAGAAAAACGUUUACAAGCCAUAAAGAAACAAAUUUUAGAAAGACGGCGUAUAUCGUCUUCAUUGAACAGUACUUUUCCAGCCUUAACGCAAACGGAGAUUGAUUACAUAGCACAGACUUACGAUCGACUUCGACGUUCGAGUAUUAUCCCAGGAUCAGCAACAACAACUGCGGCAACAACAGAAAGUAACGACGACAAUAGAUAAUUGUACGAAUUCUACCUCUCGAUGGCAUAUAAUUUCAAUGUACAAAAAAGCUGAAGAUAGCUUGUACGAGUAACAACUUACUUUAAUAUCGCAAUUGUAAUUACUAAAUACCAAUAUCUGUUUGUAAUAUAAUUGUUUUUAUUCACGUACUCGUUUUAUAAUUCUAAUGACUUUUUUUUUGGUAUCGAAAUCUUUACAAAAUUAACCUUGCAUAAGCAUAUCCUACAUACUCUUUUAAAUUAUUUUUGACCCUGGAAUAUAGAAGGUAAUUAUGAGAAAUAAUAUUUGAAGAUGGCUAGACAGAAUUUCCUAUAUAAAGUAAUUAACUGUCUUAUUACAUGUGUCAUUAACUGACUUUUUAAUUCAAGAUGAAUCAAGAAUAGAUCAAUCAUUUUAUCAUUACGUAAAUGUGAUUCGGUAAUUUAGAAAUUGUUCCCUGUCAUUAAAUUACUUGAUAUUUAAUUAUUUUGCAAUUACUUUUGUAAUAAAAAUCAAAUAAAUAUAUUGCAUUAAUCAUUUUUGUAUGUUUUAAAUCUUUGGAAACUAGUUUCCUUCCAAUGAAUAUAUUGUUACUAAAUGUAAUAUAUAAUUAUAAAAAUAAUUGAUAUGUAUGAUGGCAAAUAAAGUAUUUAAAAUGAGAAAUCGAUUGAUAGAU